CUGUGUUGGCGGCGGGUCUGGCAACACUGCGAGGCCAGGAGGGAGGGACACACGUGGCGAGGCUGUGCAGCUUUUUAUCAUCAGGAAAGAAAGACCCAAUACAGACACUCCUGACCCCUACAGUGACCUCAGCGGCGCACAGACACAAUGGUUCUCAAAAAGAAGAGGUCGAAGCGGAUCCCCCUGAAGCUCAAAUACAAGAUCCAGAAGAAAGUCAAGGACCACCACAAGAAGCUAAAAAAGGAGAAGAAGAAACACCCAGAAAAGUUUAGGAAGCGCACCAAAGAUCCUGGGGUGCCCAAGACCUUGCCCUUCUACGACAAGGUGAUCCAGGAGGCAGAGGCGGCGAAGGAGGCGAGGGAGCGUCGGCGUGAAGAAGCCAAACAGCGCCGGCGGGAAAUGAAAGACCAGAUUUUGGCCAAGAAGAGAGACAUCGGGGACAUCAAUGAGCUGAUAAGCACUGCCGAGGCUCGUGGGGCCAAAUUUGAGGCCCAACAAAGCUCAGCCGGAGGGGAGGCACCGCUGAGUGACAGGUCUGCCAAGGCAUACUACAAGGAGUUCAAGAAGGUGGUGGAGGCAGCAGAUGUCAUCCUGGAGGUGCUGGAUGCCAGAGAUCCUGCUGGGUCCAGAGUGCCUCAGCUGGAGUCCGCCAUCAACAGUCACCCGGGGAAGAAGCUGGUGCUGGUGCUGAACAAGGCUGACCUGGUGCCCCGGGCCAACCUGGAGGGCUGGCUUAAGCACCUUCGCCACGAGCACCCGGCCAUUGCCUUCAAGUCCAGCACACAGAACCAGACCUCACAUCUCGCCCAGACAACCACAAAAAUCUUCAAGUCGUCACAGGAUUUACUUGAGUCAUCGCGGUGCCUGGGAGCGGACGUGUUGCUGCAGCUACUAAAGAACUACUGUCGCAACAAGGACAUCAAGACGGCUAUCUCUGUGGGGGUCGUGGGUCUGCCUAACGUGGGCAAGAGCAGCCUCAUCAACAGUCUCAAGCGCAGCAAGUCCUGUGGGGUCGGAGCCACGCCGGGGUUCACCAAAUCUAUGCAGGAGGUUCAGCUGGACUCCAAGAUCAAGUUGCUGGACUGUCCCGGUAUUGUGCUUCCCGGAGGAGACACUUCAGACGCUGCGGCUGCUCUCCGGAACGCUGUCAAAAUUGAGAACCUGGACGACCCCAUCACGCCCGUUGAUGCCAUCCUGCAGCGGGCGGACAAGAAGCAGCUCAUGAUCUACUACCAGCUGCCAGAAUUCAAGACGACAGAGCAGUUCCUGGCAGUGUUGGCCAAGCGCCUCGGGAAACUGAAGAAGAAAGGCGUUCCAAACAGAGAUAUGGCCGCCCGCAAAGUUCUAUAUGACUGGAACACAGGUGUCAUUAAAUAUUACACACAACCUCCAACGGCCACCAAGACCAAGGUUGAGUCCGCACUGGUGUCAGAGCUGGGGCAGGAGUUCGACAUCGACAGCGUGGCGUCCCAGGAGGGCUCCAUGAUGAAGGCCCUCCCCACCUACAGACCCUCACAGACCAUGGUGGUGGAGACGCUGGGCCCUGUGGCAGAGGUCAGGGAGAACAUGGAGCAGGAAGAUGAUGAUGACACCGACGACAACUCUGAGGAAAUGGAGGAUGACAGUGAGGAGGAGGAGAGUGGAGAGCAGCUGCUCUCCAAAGAAGUCUGCGUCAGCAUGGGCAAGGAGGGCACCAGCAUGGAGGAGGGCAACACAGCAGAGAAGAAGGAACGCUGGGAGACAGAGCUGCAGGAGUUUGACCCGAGCACAAUGUCCAUCGCCAAGUUCCAGAAGAAGAUGCAGAAGAAGGCGCGGAAGGAGAACAGCCGCAACAAGAAGCGCACGGAUGAUCUCACGUCUGCGUUUGAGAACUUCACUGGCUUAAAGGAGUCGACGGAAGAUUAUGAUUUCAAUGAUUAUUUUGGAAAGUGAUGUAUGUAGAUUGUAAGAAAAUAUAUGUUGAGAAAGUCUU
Eriocheir sinensis (Chinese mitten crab) is the source of this 1972-nucleotide messenger RNA. RefSeq names its product guanine nucleotide-binding protein-like 3 homolog (gene Ns1). Gene Ontology annotation, molecular function: GTP binding. The transcript is spliced from 10 exons. Lineage: Eukaryota; Metazoa; Arthropoda; Malacostraca; Decapoda; Varunidae. Bases 148 to 1932 code for a protein of 594 amino acids. The record is from RefSeq and is a predicted model, not a curated record. Gene Ontology annotation, cellular component: nucleolus.